This is a messenger RNA of Protomyces lactucae-debilis, 1270 nucleotides long. RefSeq lists its product as uncharacterized. Gene Ontology annotation, biological process: small GTPase-mediated signal transduction; vesicle-mediated transport; protein geranylgeranylation. The transcript has a single exon. Gene Ontology annotation, cellular component: Rab-protein geranylgeranyltransferase complex; cytosol; nucleus. The coding region runs from base 24 to 968 and encodes 314 amino acids. The record is from RefSeq and is a predicted model, not a curated record. NCBI's taxonomy places the organism in Eukaryota, Fungi, Ascomycota, Taphrinomycetes, Taphrinales, Protomycetaceae. Gene Ontology annotation, molecular function: GDP-dissociation inhibitor activity.
AGGAUAUCUUUACAGACAAAACAAUGCCGCUCUUGACGAAACGCCGACUCAUGAAAUUCAUCAAAGCUUGCGCUACAGAAGACCUGGAAGACUUGGAGAUGGUGGAUGAGCCUGUUGAGCAGGCGCUCUUGCGAAAUUGGCGACUCUCUGAACCAUACGUGCACGCUUUCGCAUAUACACUAGGCCGUUCUAGCGGCCACCCAACACCCAUUCAGGAGUGUAUGCGGCAAAUCAAGCAGCAUGUCACAAGUCUUGGAAGGCUAGGUGGAACAUUUCCAGCAGUUCUCGCGAUGUUUGGGACGGGUAGUGAGUUGUGUCAGGCGUUUUGUCGUAAAGCGGCCGUCAAGGGUGCGACGUAUCGUUUAUCAACGGCUUGUCGCCAGGAAGGUGGAAGAUUGUUGUUAUCCGAGGAAGAUGUCGAAAUCCGCGCAAAGUAUCUCGUUCGUGCUGCUGGAUUCUCAAACCGGGUGACGAGGAUGCGACGUGCAAUUGUCCUCUGUGGAGAUGCAGAAACUUGGUUGAAAGCGCAUUGUCAGGCUGGCGAAGGGAUGGUGAUGGCGUUUCCACCAGAAGCCUUGGGGGAAGAAGCUACUUGGGCAGUUCAUGCACAACUCCAAGGAGCAAGCGCUGGUGUUUGUCCAAAAGGGCAAGUUGUUUUGCUUCUCGAGGUGGAGGUGGAAGAUACAGCUGGCAUGGAUGAGGCAGAGAGACUUUUGGAGCACGCACAGCAGCUCAUGUUGAACUUGACACAACCUGCGAUGCAAGUGGCUACAGGCGUCCAAUACUGUGUCUUGCAGGAAGCGGCAUCAAUGGCCUCUGCAGCACAAGAUUCUCUACAAACGAUACAAACUCAGGUGACUGGCACGUACGAUGAUAUUGUCGAGGAGGCACGACGUGUGCAUGCCCUCAUCACUGGUACAACAGAGACAUUCAUGGUCCCAUCACCACAAGAUGAACAAGACGAAUGAUCGUCUAUGUAAAGAAUAUAAGCUUUAUGGUUUUGCGUAAAGUCAAGUCGGACAUAGUCCUACGACAAGGACGCCUUGGAAUAUAAAGCUCCACAAUAAAGAACGAAAUCUUCAUGGUCAUUCACACACCCGUCAUCGCAAACGCUUCAUAGGAGUUGUAACACGUACAAAGUCAAGAAAGACUUUGUGGCGGACAAUGACAAGAUUGCCAUCAUCUAGUUCUGCGCGGGAAGAUGAACGCACCCAAGCGCAAGACUCGACCACAAACGUGGGAAUCCAUUGCUCGAAUGCCGAGUGUACUG